GCGCGGGGCGGUCCCGCCAUGGUCUCGGCCCCCGCUACCGCUCCCGCGGCAGCCUGACGGUCUGGGCUUCGGGGUCGCAGAGCCUCCCAGGAAGCGGCUGGGUGCUGGAGACCUGUCAGCCGCCAUGGGUACCAACGCACCGGCUCGCCGGGAGCCGCUCGCCCGCGGCCCCCAUGAAGUAUACUUCAAGAAUCUUUCAAAACAGAAACAAAAGGAAGUCAUGGAGAAGAAUGGAAACAACCACAGACUUCGUGUUUGUGUUGCUACCUGCAACCGUGCUGAUUAUUCCAAAUUAGCUCCCAUUAUGUUUGGUAUUAAGGCAGAACCACAGUUCUUUGAGCUUGACGUUGUAGUCCUUGGUUCCCACCUGAUUGAUGAUUAUGGUAACACCUAUCGUAUGAUUGAACAAGAUGACUUCGAUAUUCAUACAAGACUGCACACCAUUGUGAGAGGGGAGGAUGAGGCAGCUAUGGUGGAGUCAGUGGGCCUUGCACUAGUCAAGUUGCCAGAUGUCCUCAACCGCCUGAAACCUGACAUAAUGAUUGUGCACGGGGAUAGAUUCGAUGCUUUGGCCCUGGCUACGUCUGCAGCGCUGAUGAAUAUUCGCAUCCUUCACAUUGAAGGCGGGGAAGUCAGUGGGACCAUCGAUGAUUCCAUCAGACAUGCCAUAACCAAACUGGCCCAUUACCAUGUGUGCUGCACAAGGAGUGCAGAGCAACACUUGAUAGCCAUGUGUGAAGACCACGACCGCAUCCUUUUAGCAGGCUGCCCUUCAUAUGACAAGCUUCUCUCUGCCAAAAAUAAGGACUACAUGAGUAUUAUACACAUGUGGCUAGGAGAAGAUGUCAAAACAAGAGAUUAUAUAGUUGCUCUGCAGCAUCCUGUAACCACAGACAUUAAACAUUCCAUAAAGAUGUUUGAGCUGACACUAGAUGCACUCAUCUCCUUCAACAAGAGAACGCUUGUUCUGUUCCCUAAUGUGGAUGCAGGAAGCAAAGAGAUGGUUCGGGUGAUGAGGAAGAAGGGCAUUGAACAUCAUCCCAAUUUCCGGGCAGUAAAACAUGUUCCAUUUGACCAGUUCAUUCAACUAGUUGCUCAUGCUGGUUGUAUGAUUGGUAACAGCAGUUGUGGUGUCCGAGAAGUGGGAGCGUUUGGGACACCUGUAAUCAACUUAGGGACACGUCAGACAGGAAGAGAAACAGGUGAAAAUGUUCUUCAUGUUCGUGAUGCUGACACACAGGAUAAGAUUCUGCAUGCUCUGCAGCUGCAGUUUGGUAAACAGUACCCAUGCUCCAAAAUAUAUGGUGAUGGUAAUGCUGUUCCAAGGAUUUUGAAGUUCCUUAAGUCUAUUGAUCUCAAAGAGCCAUUGCAAAAGAAAUUCUGUUUUCCUCCUGUCAAAGAUAACAUCUCCCAAGAUAUUGACCAUAUUCUAGAGACACAGAGCGCUCUGGCUGUGGACCUAGGUGGAACAAAUCUCCGAGUAGCAAUUGUCAGUAUGAAGGGUGAAAUAGUUAAGAAGUAUACCCAACUCAACCCUAAAACCUAUGAAGACAGACUAGAAUUAAUUCUAAAGAUGUGUGUGGAGGCUGCAUCAGAGGCAGUAAACGUGAACUGCAGAAUCCUGGGAGUAGGUAUUUCCACAGGAGGCCGGGUAAACCCCCGAGAAGGAAUUGUGCUUCACUCUACAAAGCUCAUCCAGGAGUGGAGCUCUGUGGAUCUCAGAACUCCAAUAUCUGAUGCUCUGCACCUGCCAGUCUGGGUGGACAAUGAUGGAAACUGUGCUGCUCUAGCAGAGAGGAAAUUUGGUCACGGAAAAGGAAUAGAAAAUUUUGUGACACUCAUUACUGGUACAGGAAUUGGAGGUGGAAUCAUUCAUCAACAUGAAUUGAUCCAUGGCAGUUCUUUCUGUGCUGCUGAGCUUGGGCACAUUGUUGUAUCUUUAGAUGGACCAGAGUGCCUGUGUGGUAGCCAAGGAUGUAUAGAAGCAUAUGCCUCUGGAAUAGCACUACAGAGAGAAGCUAAGAAACUGCAUGAUGAGGACCUGCUUUUAGUAGAAGGAAUGACAGUGAAGAAUGAGGAGGUUGUUGGUGCUGCACAUCUCAUUCAAGCAGCUAAACUUGGGAACACAAAAGCAGACAACAUUCUCAGAACAGCUGGGACAGCGUUAGGCCUUGGAGUUGUCAACAUUCUGCACACGAUGAACCCCUCUCUUGUGAUCCUUUCUGGAGUCCUAGCUAGCCACUAUGUGAAUGCUGUCAAAGAUGUUAUAAAUCGACAGGCUUUGUCCUCUGCUAAAGCUGUGGAUGUGGUAGUCUCUAAUCUGGCAGAUCCUGCUCUCCUUGGAGCUGCAAGCCUGGUACUGGAUUAUACUACACGUAGAAUUUACUAGGUACUUGGAAGAAGUACAGAAAUGGACUGUUCAGGUUCCUCAUGGGGAGUACUUCCCCAAAACUCUUCUUUAAUGAGAGCAGCUACUGAAUGAGAGUAGUGUUGAAUACUGACUACUUCAGCAUUUCCUAACUGAGGUACUCUCUUUUUUUUUUAGUCUAUUUCCUAAAUUCCAUCUGACUUUAUAUGAACUACUGUGCAAUUCUGUUGUUUUUAAUUGCCUCUGUUGGCAAGCCCAUAUGUUGCUUUAAGUGUAGCUGAAUUAUUUAUGAGCAUAUCUUGGUGUAUAGUGGGGGAUAUGUGUAUGGUGUGUCAAAUUAUAGCUAACACUUGGGGAUAAUCGCUCAUUUCUCGACUGUGUGAAAUGAGGUCUGCAAUGUGACCAGCUCUUCAGCUUCCAGGCUUCCACCAGCAAACUAAAUAUGAUGGAGUCACUGACAGCAGGCAGCAGUUUCAGUGGGUGGAAAUGAAGGAAGUUGCCUCUCGGGUCAAGCUGGCUGCAUCUAGAAACUGGUUCGUGAAGGCCCUGGUGAAAGCAGUUAUUUAUUCCAUCAUCUCUGGAGGGCAGAGUCCCAUUUUAGAAGCUUUGCCUCUGAGGGAAGAAGAGGUCUAGUGAGCUUACUUAGAGCCUGCAGAGCAAUCCAAGCCAACCAACAGCUGUGGCAGUGAGCAUUUUUGCCUUCUGGUUAUGGCCAACAGUAAAUUAUUUGAAUGUAUUGCUUGAAGUUUUCUCAAGGGACUCAGUCUGCUAUUUUGUCUGCCAAAUUAACAGUUUAUUCAUUGGUAGCCAAAGUGGCACAUCUGAUCAUAAAGGCUGUGCCUUUCAAGAAGAGCAGAGUGACCUGCAUCCCCUCAGCAGUUCUGGUGGCUGCAGAUACACUGUUCUUAUCCUGCGUUCGCCAUCAGCUUGCAGGAUGGAAAAAUCAAAUUUGAGCCUCAUCCUCACCUUCAGGGCAUUCAGAAGCCUGGGAGCAAUACUUGUCAAAUACCACUGAAGGCUCACCUAGGGAAAGCAUGUUUCUUUAACUAGUCCAUCCUGACAUUAUAGCUCUCUUUAUCUACAAUACUAAAAGCAGAACUUUCAAGAUACUCUAGUAAUAACCAUUUGAGACACACUGAAACUGAAACACAGACCCUUCUAACUGAUCAGCCACCACGGAAAGAAGGUAUCUGUGGAGGAAUUCACAGUAUCAUCUACUAUCCUUUGUCUAGAAUUUUAUGGCCUAUUUUGACAUUUAAUUCAGGCCAUUGAUGAUAUUCUCAGAAGCCCAGAAGUAUACUAGUACAGGGCAGUGAAAGGGACUAUUCAUAACAUACUCAAACUAAGCCAACAAAAAUGUGACCUUCUGCAACCACUCCCCUCUGCUGUCCAGUAAUCUUGGAUCUUGCUGCUGGCAUAGUAAACCACUCUGCUUGGCUAAUUCUGGGAUCUAAUACAUACAAGUUUCCUUUAUCCUCUCUUUUGCAAGGAACCCUUACCCAAGAACUCACAUCUUCAUAGCAGACUAAAAAGACCACCACCAGGUCACUCUCCUGAUAUUCCUAGGAAUAGUUGUGCAGCCUCUAUACUGGAGUUUUCCUCAGAAUCAGCAAAUACUGGCUCAACCAGUUGCAAACUAACUUAAAUAUUACUGUGGUAACUCCAUGAGUAGGUCAAGGAGAAAUCCACUUUGCUGUGCAUCGAUAGUAGCUGCAGUCAGGAGUAAACACUGUUGAGGUUCUAAGAGAGAUGAGCCCUGCCUCUUGAUUUUUCCAUCCUCUGGAACCACAAGGAAUGCCUGUCAUAAAGUGGGACCAGGCUUUUGCUUUCCAGACCUCCUGAAGCUCUGCAUUUAUGAUACCUCUGCCUCUGUGAUUUUUCCCUAGCAGUUUAAGCAAGGAUGCAGACAUGAAGAAAACAUGAAAAAAACUAAAAUACAUUUGGAAAGAUUUAUUCUAGACAUGGUGGGUCCUGUUAAGGAAAGAGGUUCUUCAGAUGCUCUGAAAAUUACAUUAUUUUCUCUCAACUGGACAAGAACCUGCUGUAUAUGUACCAAUGGUGCAAAAGUCCUUGGCAGUUUUUCCUGAAACAUUUAUGGAUUUAUAAACACCAGAAAAAAUAAAAACAAUCAUAUUUAAUAA
Pogoniulus pusillus (Red-fronted tinkerbird) is the source of this 4509-nucleotide messenger RNA. It is a transcript of the gene GNE, whose product is annotated as glucosamine (UDP-N-acetyl)-2-epimerase/N-acetylmannosamine kinase. The record is from RefSeq and is a predicted model, not a curated record. The transcript has 12 exons. NCBI's taxonomy places the organism in Eukaryota, Metazoa, Chordata, Aves, Piciformes, Lybiidae. Gene Ontology annotation, molecular function: hydrolase activity, hydrolyzing O-glycosyl compounds; N-acylmannosamine kinase activity; UDP-N-acetylglucosamine 2-epimerase activity. Gene Ontology annotation, biological process: UDP-N-acetylglucosamine metabolic process. The coding region runs from base 125 to 2389 and encodes 754 amino acids.